Molecule: messenger RNA, 1283 nt
Organism: Eubalaena glacialis (North Atlantic right whale)
Lineage: Eukaryota; Metazoa; Chordata; Mammalia; Artiodactyla; Balaenidae
Product: transmembrane emp24 domain-containing protein 2-like
Exons: 4
Biological process (GO): intracellular protein transport; endoplasmic reticulum to Golgi vesicle-mediated transport; Golgi organization
Cellular component (GO): endoplasmic reticulum; COPII-coated ER to Golgi transport vesicle; Golgi apparatus
Source: RefSeq, a predicted model, not a curated record
AUGACACCACUUUUCUUUCAAAGACGUAGUCAUGCUGAAAAUAUCUACCUAGAGGACAAGUCACAAAGCAUAGAAAACAUCAUAAAGAAAAGAGAGUCCAGCCUCGCCGGCCCAGCCUGCCACAUCCUGGUGCUCAGCCACCGCACCAGAGGCAAGCGCUGUGCUCCGGGAAGUGCAAUCCCGAGGACACGGCCUCUACGACACCUCCGGCUUGGGGAAUCGGUGGCAUCCGUGGCAGGAGCAGCCGUAUCCGCCUCGGCUCCUCACUCGGGUCCUUCCCCUUGCCUCACUGAGAGCCUGUCCCAGCCACGGGGACACCUCUUUCGUCCUCCCUCCGAGGCUCUUGGGACCGACGGAUGGCCUCGGCGAUCAAGGGCCGGACUGAGGACAGCGUACUUAAAAUACUUUGUAAGGGGAAUUCCUCCAUGCUCCAGUGGUGAAGACUCCGCACUUUCACUGCGGAGUGAGCAGUCUGGAUCCUCGGUCAGGGAACUGAGAUUCUAUAAGCCACGAGGCGGCGGCGGCGACGGCGGCUCUGGAGGCGGCAGUCCCGGUCCUGGCUUCGGCCCCAGCCCCACCGUGGUGACGCUCGCUGGGCUGCUGGCGCUCCGGGCCGCCCUCCUGGCCACGGUCUCGGGCUACUUCGUCAGCAUCGACGCGCAUACUGAGGAGUGCUUCCUCGAGCGGGUCACCCCGGGCACCAAGAUGGGCCUCAUCUUCUAGGUGGCCGAGGGCGGCUUCCUGGACAUCGACGUGGAGAUUGCAGGGCCUGAUAAUAAAGGAAUUUAUAAAGGAGACCGGGAGUCCGGUGGGAAAUACACCUUUGCUGCUCACAUGGAUGGAACAUUUAAGUUUUGUUUCAGCGGUAGGAUGUCCACCAUGACUCCAGAGAUGGUGAUGCUCGCCAUUGAUAUUGGGGAGGCCCCCAAAGGACAAGACAUGGGAACAGAAGCUCACCAGAACAAGCUAGAAGAAAUGAUUAAUGAGCUCACAGUGGCGAUGACAGCUGUAAAGCAUGAACAGGAAUACAUGGAAGUUCGGGAGAGAAUACACAGGGCAAUCAAUGACAACACAAACAGCAGAGUGGUCCUUUGGUCCUUCUUUGAAGCUUUUGUUCUAGUUGCCAUGACAUUGGGACAGAUCUACUACCUGAAGAGAUUUUUUGAAGUCUGGAGGGUUGUUUAAAGAAGCCUUUUCCUGAUGAUCCCAAACUCAUAAUUCACUGUUUACCAAAUGUCUUGGUCAUAAUAAUGUCAUUAGUUUCAACGUUUUUAUUUUCUAAA